AUGACAGACAUCGCCUCACUCCAGUCCCAGUGGCUGCUGCAGCUCUCGGAAAUGCAGCAGUCCAUCGCCGACUUGAAGCUAACCGAACGUGCCAAAAGCUUCGACCUGACCAGCACGGCCGAAAUCGACCUCGAUUUUGAAGACGACGACUACUCGUCAGGCACAGUGGACGAUAUCUGGGACGUGAUAAGCUCGGAUGAGGAAAGCGACGACUUUGAUGAGAUAAACGGGGUCUCGCUUGUCUCUGAAGCCGACAGCUACAGUUAUGUCUGGUUAGAGACAAAAUGCCAACAGCUGGCUUCCCAGGGUUCAGGGCUUGACAGCGGCGAGAUUCGCGACCAGAUUACCGCCCUCCUAGCAUCUGAUGCUGGCGACGACGAAUUGCAAAUGUCCCUGGCGGAAAUAGUUGGAUUUGACAACCUUGACCUGGUUAUCGACUUGAUCACACAUCGGCACGAAAUUCUAUCCUCUAGAACAACGAAAUCCACGGUACAGACAGAUGGACUUAUUGCAGGAAAACUACAAUCGCUCGCAGAGCGCGAACAAGCUCUUCACCGACAAGACUACCAACACAAACAUACCCCUUUGGCGGCAGCGCAAACUCGCGAGGAACCAAAAUACCCACACGUUUAUAAAAUACACGAUUCACGCAAUAUGCUGUCGCUGGGAGGAAAGAAAUAUGGUCUUCCUAUGGGAAGCGAACAGUCUGAACAGCCAAAGUACACGGAAAUUAGUGUUCCAGCGUCGCGUCACGCCUCGCCGGUUGGUCCAAAUCAGAAGCUUGUCCAGAUAUCGUCCCUGGAUGGGCUAUGUAGAGGCACUUUUAAAGGAUACAAGUCCCUAAAUAGGAUGCAGAGUUUGCUCUACGACGUCGCCUACAAAACGAGUGAGAACAUGCUCAUCUGCGCUCCAACUGGUGCUGGUAAGACGGAUGCUGCCAUGUUAACUAUUCUCAACGCCAUUUCGAAAAAUAUCGCUCCGAGUCCGCUUGAGGAACCCGAUGCCACCGAAUUCGUCGUACAACUAGACGACUUUAAGAUCGUCUACGUCGCACCGAUGAAGGCACUGGCAGCUGAAGUCACGGAAAAACUUGGAAAACGCCUGGCAUGGCUGGGUAUCCAGGUGCGCGAGUUGACGGGAGAUAUGCAACUGACGAAGCGUGAAAUUGUUGAGACCCAAAUCAUCGUGACUACACCAGAGAAAUGGGAUGUUGUGACAAGAAAGAGCACUGGUGACACGGAGCUGGUCCAAAAGGUCCGCUUGCUUAUCAUUGAUGAAGUCCACAUGCUCCACGAUGAGCGUGGUGCUGUUAUCGAAUCUCUUGUUGCGCGUACUGAGCGCCAAGUUGAGAGUACACAAUCUUUGAUUCGAAUCGUUGGUCUAUCGGCAACACUUCCAAAUUACAUCGAUGUCGCGGAUUUCUUAAGAGUCAACCGAAUGGCUGGUCUCUUCUUCUUCGACCAAUCUUUCCGUCCAGUACCAUUAGAGCAACACUUUCUCGGCGUAAAAGGAAAGGCUGGUAGUAAACAGUCUCGUGAAAAUCUUGACGCGGUUGCUUUUGAAAAAGUGCGCGAUAUGCUGGAGCGAGGCCACCAGGUCAUGGUUUUUGUCCACUCUCGGAAAGAUACUGUCCUGACCGCUCGCACUUUUAAGCAAAUGGCUGCUGAAGAGCAGUGCGAGGAUCUUUUCACGCCCGAACAGGAUACUGAAGGUUAUAGCCAGGCGGUCAAGGAUUUGAAGUCUGCCCGGGCAAGAGAGCUUCGUGAUCUCUUUGCUGCUGGGUUUGGCGCUCACCAUGCUGGACUGACAAGAUCAGACCGUAACUUGAUGGAGAGAAUGUUUGCUGAAGGCCACAUCAAAGUUCUCUGUUGUACGGCGACCCUGGCAUGGGGUGUCAAUCUUCCUGCCGCGGCAGUCGUCAUCAAAGGAACACAGCUUUACAGUGCCCAAGAGGGUAAGUUUGUGGACCUUGGGAUUCUCGAUGUCCUCCAGAUCUUUGGUCGUGCUGGUCGUCCGCAAUUCCAGGAUACCGGUAUCGGUUUCAUUUGCACAACACACGACAAGCUCCACCAUUAUCUUUCUGCCGUGACAUCGCAGCAGCCCAUUGAGUCACGAUUCUCUGGUAAAUUGGUGGACAAUUUGAAUGCCGAAAUCUCGCUUGGCACAGUCACCACCGUAGCCGAGGCAGUGCAAUGGCUUGGUUAUUCAUAUCUCUUUGUCAGAAUGAAACGUGAGCCACGAAACUACGGCAUUGAAUGGGCAGAGAUUCGUGAUGAUCCAAUGUUGGUGCAGAGACGCCGCGAGUUGAUAGUCAACGCUGCUCGUACUCUGCAAAAAAGCCAAAUGAUUAUAUUCAAUGAACGAACCGAAGAACUACGCGCCAAAGACGUUGGCCGUAUUGCAAGUCAAUUUUAUGUCUUGCAGACCAGUAUUGAAAUUUUCAAUGAGAUGAUGCGCCCCCGGUCCGGGGAAGCAGACGUCCUUCGAAUGAUCAGCAUGAGUGGAGAGUUUGACAACAUCCAGGCUCGUGAGAACGAAUCCAAAGAGAUCCAAAGGCUUCGUGAUGAAGUCAUUCAGACCGAAGUCGAAGGGGGCAACGAUUCACCCCAUGCCAAGACGAAUAUUCUUCUCCAGUCCUAUAUCUCUCGUGCCAAAUUGGAGGAUUUUGCCCUAGUUUCAGACCUGGCCUACGUCGCCCAACAGUCGGCACGUAUUUGUCGUUCUCUAUUCAUGAUUGCUCUAAAUAGGCGCUGGGGAUAUCAAUGCCAGGUUUUGUUAUCCAUGUGCAAAUCAAUUGAGAAACAAAUAUGGCCAUUCCAGCAUCCUUUCCACCAAUUCGACUUGCCUAUACCUAUUCUCAAGAACUUAGACGAUAAAUUGCCAACAUCGUCGGUGGAGUCUCUGCGAGAUAUGGAGCCGGCUGAGAUUGGACAGCUUGUACACAACCAUCGCAUGGGCAACACUCUUACCAAGCUACUCGACAACUUUCCGACUUUGAGUGUGGAGGCUGAAAUUGCACCGCUGAACCGUGAUGUUUUACGCAUCCGGCUUUCGCUCUACCCUGACUUUAUCUGGAAUGAUAGACACCACGGAGCGUCAGAGGGGUACUGGAUCUGGGUUGAGAAUUCUGAUACGUCUGAGAUCUACCAUCAUGAAUAUUUUAUAUUGAGCCGAAAGAAGCUCCAUGAUGACCACGAGCUGAAUUUCACAAUUCCCCUUUCUGAUCCACUACCAGCCCAGAUCUAUGUUCGUGCUAUUUCUGAUCGCUGGCUCGGUGCUGAAUCCGUUACACCUGUAUCGUUUCAACAUCUUAUCAGACCGGACACGGAGAGCGUGUACACUGAUCUUUUAGACCUCCAGCCUCUUCCAAUUUCGGCUUUGAAGAAUCCCUUACUAGAAGAGAUUUAUGGGCAACGAUUCCAAUACUUCAAUCCUAUGCAGACGCAGAUUUUUCAUACGUUGUAUCAUACAUCUGCCAAUGUUUUGCUUGGAUCGCCUACUGGAAGUGGUAAGACAAUCGCUUGUGAAUUGGCCAUGUGGUGGGCCUUUCGUGAAAAGCCAGGUUCCAAGGUUGUUUAUAUCGCCCCUAUGAAAGCGCUUGUUCGUGAACGUGUACAAGAUUGGCGUAAACGCCUCACUGCGGUAAUGGGCCUGAAGUUGGUUGAGUUGACUGGCGACAAUACUCCAGAUACCCGUACAAUCAGGGAUGCCGAUAUCAUCAUUACUACGCCUGAAAAAUGGGAUGGCAUUUCUCGAAGUUGGCAGACCAGAGGUUAUGUCCGACAAGUCAGCCUGGUGAUUAUUGACGAGAUCCAUUUGCUUGGUGGUGACCGUGGUCCAAUUCUGGAAAUUAUCGUCUCGCGUAUGAACUACAUUGCUUCUCAGUCUAAAGGCUCUGUUAGAUUAAUGGGUAUGUCGACCGCAUGCGCCAACGCCACAGACCUGGCAAACUGGCUUGGUGUUAAAGAGGGACUCUAUAACUUCCGACACUCGGUACGUCCAGUUCCGCUAGAAAUAUUCAUCGAUGGUUUCCCGGAGCAGCGUGGGUUCUGCCCGUUGAUGCAGUCGAUGAACCGUCCAACAUUUCUGGCGAUCAAAAAUCAUUCUCCUGAGAAGCCAGUUAUUGUCUUUGUCGCUUCCCGAAGACAGACGCGAUUGACAGCGAAGGAUUUGAUCAACUACUGCGGAAUGGAAGACAACCCACGCCGAUUUGUUCGUAUGUCUGAAGAAGAUCUUCAGCUGAAUCUUUCCCGUGUUAAAGAUGAUGCUUUACGGGAAGCUCUUAGCUUUGGCAUUGGACUUCACCAUGCCGGUCUUGUUGAGUCUGAUCGACAACUUUCUGAGGAGCUUUUCGCCAACAAUAAGAUCCAGAUCCUUGUCGCCACGAGCACUCUUGCUUGGGGAGUGAAUUUGCCGGCUCAUCUUGUUGUGGUCAAGGGUACCCAGUUUUUCGACGCCAAGAUCGAAGGGUACAGAGAUAUGGAUUUGACCGAUGUGCUGCAAAUGUUGGGAAGAGCUGGACGUCCGCAAUUCGACAAUUCGGGUAUUGCGCGUAUAUUCACACAGGAUUCCAAAAAGGCAUUCUACAAGCAUUUCUUGCACACUGGAUUCCCGGUCGAAUCAACCCUUCACAAAGUUCUGGACAAUCACUUGGGUGCCGAAGUAUCUGCUGGCACAAUCGUGACAAAGCAGGAUGCACUGGAUUAUCUGACCUGGACUUUCUUCUUCCGUCGAAUUCACAAGAACCCUUCGUACUACGGACUGGAAAUAUCAGCAGACGAGCAUAAUUCUAUCGCUGCCCAGCAAAUCGCAUCAGAUUUUAUGAUUGACCUAGUUGAUAAAUCUUUGGGCGAACUUGCCGAGUCUUCCUGUGUUAUCUUGGAUUCGGCCACGGGAGAGGUCGAUUCUACGCCGUAUGGCAAGAUUAUGAGUUACUACUACCUUUCUCACAAGACAAUCCGGUACUUGAUGAGCAAUGCCAAACGGGAUCCGACGUUUCAAGAAGCUCUCGCUUGGAUGUGCUCUGCCACUGAAUUCGAUGAACUGCCUGUACGACACAAUGAAGACCUCAUCAAUGCCGAGCUUGCUCGCAAUUUACCACUCUCCCCGGAGCCCAUGGGUGACUUGCCCAUGUGGGAUCCCCAUAUCAAGGCUUUCUUGUUGCUGCAAGCAUACAUGUCGCGUGUGGACCUACCUAUUUCGGAUUACGUCGGUGACCAGACAUCCGUGUUGGAUCAGGGUAUCCGUAUCAUCCAGGCUUCCAUCGACGUUCUCGCCGAACUAGGCUAUUUGCCUGCGUGCAGGAUGAUGAUGACCCUGCUACAGUGCAUCAAAUCCGCCCGAUGGCCCGAGGACCACCCGCUCUCUAUUCUCCCCAGCAUCGAACCGGAUACAAUAAAACCAAAGACUGGCCUACCGGACACGUUGGUCGCGCUCACCUCUACACGUGCACCAGCACUGAUUCAAAAACUCAACACGAUCUCUCCGAGAUUGUCUAUCUCCCAAGUAGACAAAAUCAUCUCGACGCUCCCGCGCAUAUCGAUUUCACUGGCAGACAUCUCCCCAACCGGCAUGUCCCUAACCCUAACCCGCCAAAACCCGUCGUCAACACCAGACUUCAAAAUCUACGCACCGCGGUUCCCGAAACCUCAAACCGAGGGCUACUUUCUUAUUAUCACGGGUGAAACCAACGGCGAACUCAUUGCCCUCAAGCGUGUUUCGUGGUCUUCGAAAAACAACGGCGGCAACAACAAUAGGAACAGGAAUGUCUCGAAGAAGAGUCACGGACCUGUUGUCAUGGCUAGAGCUACUGUCAAGUUCCAGGACGAUCCUGCUUAUGCUUCUGGUUCGGUACGGAAGGUCAAUGUGAGGGUGAUUAGUGAUGCUUAUGUUGGCAUGGAGUGGACAUUGAAUGGCAUCGAAGUGCCUAUCGUGGAUGUGGCUGGGCCUUCUUCGGGUGCGAAGACAGUGGAGGUUGAUGCUCAGGUUGAGAAGUAG
Talaromyces rugulosus is the source of this 5997-nucleotide messenger RNA. RefSeq lists its product as uncharacterized. Lineage: Eukaryota; Fungi; Ascomycota; Eurotiomycetes; Eurotiales; Trichocomaceae. The coding region runs from base 1 to 5997 and encodes 1998 amino acids. The transcript has a single exon. Gene Ontology annotation, molecular function: ATP binding; ATP hydrolysis activity; nucleic acid binding. The record is from RefSeq and is a predicted model, not a curated record.